Messenger RNA from Polyodon spathula (Mississippi paddlefish), 1470 nucleotides. It is a transcript of the gene dnal1, whose product is annotated as dynein, axonemal, light chain 1. Gene Ontology annotation, molecular function: protein kinase binding. Gene Ontology annotation, cellular component: cytoplasm. The transcript is spliced from 8 exons. NCBI's taxonomy places the organism in Eukaryota, Metazoa, Chordata, Actinopteri, Acipenseriformes, Polyodontidae. The coding region runs from base 34 to 615 and encodes 193 amino acids. The record is from RefSeq and is a predicted model, not a curated record.
ACCGCCUGUGUCAUAGCAACCGGGGAGAGCAACAUGGCAAAAGCAACCACCAUAAAAGAAGCACUUGUAAAAUGGGAGGCAAACGCGGGACAGAAAGUUGGUGAGGCCAAAGCAGUCAAACUCUACGGACAGAUCCCUCCUAUUGAAAAGAUGGAUGCAUCCUUGUCAACAUUGGUAAACUGCGAGAAGCUGUCGCUCUCCACAAACUGCAUUGAAAAGAUUGCAAACCUCAACGGACUCAAAAAUCUACGAAUCUUGUCUUUAGGACGGAACAACAUAAAGAAUUUAAAUGGACUGGAGGCGGUUGGGGAGACCUUAGAGGAGCUUUGGAUUUCCUACAACCUGAUCGAGAAGCUGAAAGGGAUCCAUGUGAUGAAGAAGCUGAAGGUCCUCUACAUGUCCAACAACCUCGUCAAGGACUGGGGUGAGUUUGUGAAGCUGGCAGACCUCCCUUCUCUGGCAGACCUGGUGUUUGUAGGAAACCCCAUAGAAGAGAAAUAUUCCAGCGAGGGCAGCUGGCUAGAAGAAGCAACCAAGAGACUUCCCAAAUUAAAGAAACUUGAUGGAAACCCAGUUAUCAAACAAGAUGAUGAGGAAGGUGAAGGAGAAAGCUAACAAGAAUGAUGUUUUUGCAAAAAGAAAGAUGUUUACUUAUGUUUGAGAUGUUUUAAUGUUUUAGUGUUCCACCUCCCAGCACCAGCAUAUUAUAAAAAAAAACACCCCAUACUUAUCUACAUUUAUAGAUAUUUGUAUUUAUUACUUCUAUAUAUUCAACUGCACAAGUCCCACACGACACAGCUCCUCCACUCAGAGCUCAGUUCUGCUCCAAUAGGAUAUAAUGUUAAUCCUGCUUAAGAGAGGAUCUUUUCCUCAAACACAGUCAGCAGGAUUUGGGUGAUCCAGACUGGAGCCAUUUAGAAUAAUAUAAACAGCUCUUUGUUGUCGACAACAGGACAUGUUUUACUAAGAACAGACAAAAUCUAUAAUGCGUUAUUUUUGGCCUACUUCACAUUAGUCAAAGCACAUGUCUGAUUUUGCAGUGGCUAACACGUAAGGACCAGUUAUACAGGCUCAGAUUUAAUACUGUUUUCUGAAAUGAAGGACCACAAACACAAAAAACUUAUUAUAUACUAAAUAACACAGUGUUUGUUGGGGGGUUACCAGUGCGUUACCCACGAUGGACCUUCAAAGGGAAGGGAGUAUUGUUGAUCACUUGGAGUAACCCCAGGACUCUGGAAUCCUGGUCUGCAAAGGGGGAACUCCUCGCCUGCAGACACGCAGCACAACAAUCUAAACCUGUUCUUCCUGUAACCGAACAAACUAAAUGCAAUAGAAAUUAUAUGUUUACCUUAUAGACUGAAGAAUAUAAUAUUUGUAAAGUGAUUUUCACUGUCUUGUAUUAAAUUAUUAGAAGAAAAAGAUUGUACAGAUAAAUGUAUAUGUUACUUUGUUAGAGUGGUCUAUGUUUCC